GGUCAGCAGGAAGGACUUCCGGGGAGUGCCGGCAGCAGCGCCGCCGCCAUGACCUCGCUCCGCGCCUUCACCUGCGACGACCUCUUCCGCUUCAACAACAUCAACCUGGAUCCGCUGACCGAGACCUACGGCAUUCCUUUCUACCUGCAGUACUUGGCCCACUGGCCCGAGUACUUCAUCGUGGCGGAGGCACCGGGCGGGGAGCUCAUGGGUUACAUAAUGGGUAAAGCAGAAGGCUCUGUGGCUAGAGAAGAGUGGCAUGGGCAUGUUACUGCGCUCUCUGUUGCACCGGAAUUUCGGCGGCUGGGUUUGGCUGCCAAACUGAUGGAACUACUGGAAGAAAUUUCAGAGAAAAAGGGUGGAUUUUUCGUUGAUCUCUUUGUGAGAGUAUCAAAUCAGGUUGCAGUAAGUAUGUAUAAGCAACUAGGCUACAGUGUAUACCGGACAGUGUUAGAGUACUACUCUGCUAGCAACGGGGAGCCAGACGAAGAUGCUUAUGAUAUGAGAAAAGCUCUUUCCAGGGAUACGGAGAAGAAAUCAAUUAUACCUCUGCCCCAUCCUGUGAGACCAGAAGACAUUGAGUAACUGUAAGCUGUGAUUCUCAGAAAACAUACGAAGAGUGUCAGGUUCUUUCUCUGCCAGCCCAUCUAGGACUUACAGAUGAGAAAUCUUAGGCUAGAUCUCCUCUUUAUAUGAAACACUGAAAACAAUACUGAGAAGCCUAUGUACACUGCCUCUAUUGAUAAAAUAGCUGCGUACUUUUGCAUUCACUCUCAUGAUUUUCAUCUCAAGUAUUGGAAAUGCAGACUAUUAAAUGAGGUAACCCCUGA
Molecule: messenger RNA, 830 nt
Organism: Centrocercus urophasianus (Greater sage-grouse)
Lineage: Eukaryota; Metazoa; Chordata; Aves; Galliformes; Phasianidae
Gene: NAA20
Product: N-alpha-acetyltransferase 20, NatB catalytic subunit
Exons: 6
Coding region: 49-585 (178 amino acids)
Biological process (GO): N-terminal peptidyl-methionine acetylation
Cellular component (GO): NatB complex
Molecular function (GO): protein-N-terminal amino-acid acetyltransferase activity
Source: RefSeq, a predicted model, not a curated record